Messenger RNA from Orussus abietinus, 3069 nucleotides. RefSeq names its product TRAF3-interacting protein 1 (gene IFT54). Gene Ontology annotation, biological process: cilium assembly; intraciliary transport; regulation of microtubule cytoskeleton organization. The record is from RefSeq and is a predicted model, not a curated record. The transcript has 10 exons. Bases 81 to 1949 code for a protein of 622 amino acids. Gene Ontology annotation, cellular component: ciliary basal body; axoneme; centrosome. Gene Ontology annotation, molecular function: microtubule binding. Lineage: Eukaryota; Metazoa; Arthropoda; Insecta; Hymenoptera; Orussidae.
CCUUGGAUACCGUUUAACAACACUUAACCCGACAAACUGACAACUCGUCGUUCUUUUAAUUGUUUUAAUACGGUUUUACAAUGUCAGAGGACGUCAAACCUGAAGUGAUUAAGAAAACCCAAGAUCUGCUUGGAAAAUACUUUAAAAAGCCACCUCUCACGGAGAAACUAUUGAGGAAACCACCAUUUCGGUUUUUGCAUGACAUUAUUACUGCUAUAAUAAAGGAAACUGGAUUUCUUGAUGGCUUAUUUACAGAAGAAGAAAUGAUUUCUGAAAAUAUCAAAGAUAAAGAUGCAAAACUUUCAUACUUAACAAAACUAAUAGAUGUAGUAAAGUUAAUUACUGGUGCGAAUCUAACAGUACGAGCUAGUAAAAUUAUUUCUGGACAAGAACCAACAAAGACCAAUGAGCUGUUACAAAUGAUUGGAAAAUGUCUUAAUAAAAAGAUAAACAGUACAGAGGCAAUUGAACACUACAAAAAGAACGGUGACAAAAAAACACGUAGUACAGUAAAAUCUAAGACAUCAUUGAAAGAACAGCCCAUAAAAAAACCUUUAUCAAGGCAAUCUUCUCAGACAAGGAAAUCAUCAGAAAAAGAGAAAACAGAACACAAGAAAAGAUCGUCGAGUACCAGUAACGUACCACCAAAAGAAAUAAAAACAAACAAUGAGAACAGUAAAACUAAAAGCCGUGAAAGUUCAGAAAAUGAUAAUGAAAUAAAUAAGAACCAAAAUGUGGAAAUACCUCCAGCUGAACCAGUCGAGGAAAGAGUUUCUUCAUCUAGGCGUAAAAGAGUUCCGUCUACUGCUAAGACAAAACCAGAAGAUGUAUCUUCAAAUAUUUCUGACUCUACAAUUAGUAAAACAUCCAGUUCUCCAACCCACAAAGUUAAACGUCAUUCUUCAGAAUCUCACCAUGAGAACAAAAUAAAACAGCAGACUUUAAGUGAUCCUCCAAAUGAAUCUGUAAUCUCGGAAGACAACGAAACUAAUGUGCCAUUAACAACAGAAAAGGAUGCUGGCGAUGCAAAGUCGAAUGUUUCGUUUAAAAAAGAAUCUGCAAAGGGAUCUGUAGAAGUAGAGAAGGCAUCUUCGAGAAAUAAGUCGGCAAGGGUUUCUAAAUCGAGCAACAGUAGCGCAGCAAAGCAGUUUGCUAGUGAUAACGAGCCUACACCUGUUGAUCUGACAAAAGUGUCAAAGGAAACUCAGGAAGCGAGCGUACCAGAAACAAUAAUUAAUAUACCACGAACAUCUCUUCGGCCACCAAGUGCUCGACCAAUGAGUGCAAGACCUGCUGCACCAAGAACGAGAACAAAAUCAGAUUUUAUUCUUACUGAAGAUAGCCCUACUCCUAUGGGACCUGUUAAUGUUAUACUUGAAAGCUUCGAUCAAAAGGACGAUGAUGCUGAUGACAUGGUGGUGAUGGAGAUUGGAGGAAAUGGUGAUUCCUUGGGAGUCGACACUACAAGUAAAAUGCAGAAAGAACUAACGCAAGAACAUGGACAUUUGGUGGCACAAAUUUUAGAAACACAAAAAGAAUUGGUUAACACGGACAACCUUGAUGUUCUGCCUAAAAAAGUUGAAAUUGAGUGGGAAGUUGGCUCGAGACGAGAUCAUGAAGUAGUGGUUAAAGAGAUUGACAAACUAAGAAGUGAAAUACAGACACUGACACGAGCUACUAAUCCAUUAGGAAAACUCUUGGAUUACGUACAGGAAGACGUAGAGACGAUGCAAAGAGAACUUUACGAGUCACGAAAUGAGUAUAAUCAAUUGAUGGAGCAGUUCGAAAAAGAACAAAUCCAGACACAGGAAUCAGUGGGACCUAUGAAGGAUACUUUAAAGUCAAUCGAGAACAACAUAAAAAUGCAAUUAGAUAAGAUAUGCCAAGCAAAGGCAAACAUAGCGAGGAAUGACCAGAAGAUUCAGCGUCUGUUAAAUGGACACGUGUAGCAGUUUAUGCUCAACAGUUGAUCAAGGUAUUACAUUAAUACAUCUACAAUAUUGUCAUUUCAGGGUUACAAAAAGUAAGUCCUUAACACUAGAAAUACCAAGAUCAGUCAAAAUAACUGGUUUCAGAUGGUCCAUCCUAUACAAAAAAAAUCCGCCGGUAGUUCUAGUGUUAAAUCCGUUUCAUUAUAUCAAAAAAUAUUUUUACUACUAAUCGUAUGGUAUUGUAAAUAGGAAAAUAUCUCAAUUACCAACAAUACAUGAUAAAGUAUGUAUAAAAACACGCCUAAAGAUUGAAAAUAAUACUACUAAAGUAUUAUGAUCCAUAGGUGUAACACUAAACUGCAACAGGAUAAUAUAGAUUUAAUGAACUUCAUUUUAUUCAAGAAAAAAUGCUCAGUGGUGUCAAGGCAAUAUUAUCUCAAAAUCAAUUCUACCGUCUACCCCUUUAUAAAAAGUGUUUACCAGAGUCAUACAGAGCCCUUCUCACGUAUGCAAAAUACGCUGUUAGACAGCUUGAAAUAAUUACCUAUGAUUAUCUGAUGAUUGUGUCUCUCAGCAUUUACUUCAAUACGUGCGUAGCACUUUUUGUUAUAGAUUACAAAAUUGGGCACCAUAGAAAGUUCAAUCAUAGAAAGUUGUAACUAUUAAAUUGAAUUCGGUACACGAAUAUUCUAUAAGAAACAUAUUUUUAUAAGCGUGAGUUUUCUCAAUAGGUUUCUAAGAGUUAAGUAGAAAACGGUAUGCAUAAAAGUUUCGAAGAGAGAAUGAAUAAAAGAAAGCGAAUUGAUGAUAAGAGCACAUUUUUAUGAUACGGUGAAUUCUAAAUACAAUCUAUGUCAUGAUAAUCCAAGUAAAAUGUAAUGGAUUAAACACCAUUAAUAUUAAUCCUUCAGAUUUGCGAAGCUAAAAGGUAAACUGUCGUUGGACCUAUAUUAAUAUUAUUCAGACCUUGCCGAUUGACUUUCCGAAUUCAGGCAUUAUACAUUUACAUGUAUAACAAAUGUCUGUAUUUAUGUAUGUACAUACCUACAAGGAACUAAAAUCUACUUAAAUAUUGUUAAUCAACUAAUUUGUGUACAUAUGUGAAAGCUAUUAUUUUUUUAUAAUUAUGCUGAUCUUU